AUGGAAUCUGGAGCGAUAUCAGUAGCUGUAACUUUGUUCAAAGAGACAUUUCCUAGUUUGGAUGACGAUAUCUCUAGCUACAUAGAAAGUAUUCUCACUGAAAAUGCUGAGCAUUUUGACUCUGAGGGCGAUGUGCAUGACGCAAUCGGUGGAGUUUUGGAUGGGUUUCACCGUCAAAAUAAUGAUCAAGAAAUAAAAAUCUUAUGCAAAAAGAUUUAUCAACUGAUGAGGCCGUCUGACGGAUUUGUUGAAAAACAAAUUACUUUAGAUGCUCCAGUGCAGAUGGCAAGUUUACUGGAUACAUUCAGUGAAAGAGUGGUUGAUAAUUCUAGUAUUUGGAUGAUGAAAAAACAAAGCAGCACUAUCGUCGAUUCUAAAAAAUUAGAAAAGGCUGAGGCUAAAAUUAAAGAAAAGCAGUUAAAGAAAGCCAUUAUCGGGAGACCUGGUAAUGCAGGAAGAGCCAUCGAGGUCAAAGAGGAUGAACGCGCUACAGUUUGUCAACAGACUGACCGACGGGAACUAGCCUCAUCUUCACAUGUAGUGUCUCACGUAGGGGAUAUUCGUUUGGAAAAUUUUGACAUUGCUUAUGGUAGCAGAGUUCUCUUACAAGGUGCCAAUCUGUCUCUCACGUACGGUAAGAGGUAUGGUUUAGUGGGACGAAAUGGUUUCGGUAAAACAACUUUGCUUCGAUCGUUAGCCAAGGGAGAUUUGCGCCUACCACCUGGUGUCCGCGUACUACAUGUAGAACAAGAAGUUGUUGGUGAUUCCACGCCUGCUUUGGAAAGCGUUCUUCAAGCCGAUAUAGAAAGACACACCCUCCUUAUCGAAUUGGCUCGCCUUCGGGCUGAAAUGAAAAAAAAUUCUGGCACGGAUCAAGGUUUAUCUAGUAGCACAAGUACAAUAGAAUCUCGGGUUGCAGAGAUUUAUUCUCGCUUAAAUGCAAUCGAAGCAGAUAAGGCUCCAGCUCGAGCUGCGGUCGUUUUGCAUGGUCUUGGCUUCAGUCCGGAAAUGCAGAGUAAGCCCACAAAAGAAUUUUCUGGUGGAUGGCGUAUGCGUUUAGCUUUAGCACAAGCACUUUUUGCGAAGCCAGACCUACUUUUGCUGGAUGAACCUACCAAUAUGCUUGAUAUGCGCGCAAUAAUUUGGUUAGAAGACUACUUGCAGCGUUUGGAUGCAUACCGAGGGAAUUAUGAUGCUUUUGAGCAAGCUCGUUCUGAAAGAUUGCUAAAUCAACAAAGGGAGUACGAGUCAUUGAAAGCUGAAAGAGAGCAUAUACAACAAUUUAUAGAUAAAUUUCGUUACAAUGCAAAACGUGCAUCCCUCGUACAAAGUAGAAUUAAGCAUUUAGAAAAGUUGCCACCAUUAAUUCCUCCUGAAAAAGAAUUGAAAGUUGUGAUUCGACUGCCUGAUUGUGAGAAACUUUCUCCUCCAUUGUUACAACUUGAUGAAGUCUGUUUUCAUUAUGUACUGGACAAACCAAUUUUAAAUCAUGUCAAUUUGAGCAUUUCACCAGAUUCACGAAUCAGCAUUGUUGGUGAGAACGGUGCAGGUAAAACGACAUUACUUCGGCUUCUUUUAGGUGAUUUAGAACCAACUUCAGGAUUACGCCACGCACAUCGUAGUUUACGUAUUGGCUACUUUAGCCAACAUCAUGUUGACCAGCUGGAUUUAAAAUUAAGCAGUUUAGAAUUUUUGAUGAGAAAGUUCCCAAAUCAGACUGAACAAGUUUAUCGUUCCCAGUUGGCGAAUUUCAAUAUAACGGAAAUGCUUGCUCUUCAACCAAUCGGUAGUUUGUCAGGGGGACAAAAAUCAAGAGUUGCAUUUGUUGCUAUGUGUAUGUCCAAUCCAAAUAUGCUUGUUCUCGAUGAACCGACAAAUCAUCUAGAUGUAGAAACAAUUGCAGGCUUAUCUGAUGCUUUGGUUAAUUUUCCCGGUGGAGUUGUACUUGUUUCACAUGACGAACGUUUAAUUCAAGCUGUAUGUAAUGAAGUAUGGGUGUGUACACGCAUGGGCACAAGUCCUGUUGACAGUGCUAAAGGAAGUCGUGUAUAUUCAUUACCAGGUGGUUUGGAAGAAUACAAAAAGCUGUUCGAGUUGAACUGGUUCAACUAAAAUUGUAAUCUAUUAAGAUGAAAUUUGUAUGAAAUAUCCUGACAUUUUAUUAUGUAAUUCUUCAAGAUGGGUUAUAAUUUCGGCUGUGCUUCAUCUGUUUGCUUUCAGUGAAAUUCCUUUACUUGGAAUAUAUAUGGCUUAUUUUUUGUUUGUUUUACUUAUUCAGCUGCAGUUAUUUACUGUCUUUUGUUAAGACACAUUUGGCUGUUUCUUAAUACACUGCGUCUUUUUUGCGUCCGUCAGCUAGUUUAUUUAAAAACCGCAGUUGAAAAAUUUCAUUUGCC
Messenger RNA from Schistosoma mattheei, 2396 nucleotides. Lineage: Eukaryota; Metazoa; Platyhelminthes; Trematoda; Strigeidida; Schistosomatidae. The record is from the annotation of a GenBank genome assembly.